This is a messenger RNA of Chondrus crispus (carragheen), 2582 nucleotides long. RefSeq lists its product as hypothetical. Lineage: Eukaryota; Rhodophyta; Florideophyceae; Gigartinales; Gigartinaceae. The record is from RefSeq and is a predicted model, not a curated record. The coding region runs from base 1 to 1908 and encodes 635 amino acids. The transcript has 2 exons.
AUGGCCAGCGCGCCAAAUUCGUCCGCCCAGCCCUCUCUCGCCCUGUGCCGUCCCCUUGGCGGCAAAAACUUGCCGUCCUUGUUUGACCACGCUCCCCUGGCACCCCGCUUCCGCCGCCCUAUCCCUCACACAUCCCACCCCAUGAGCAGGUCAGACGACGACCCCCCGUCAGCGGGCAGCUCCCCCUCGCCCCCGACCAAGCGCCGCAAGGUCGACGACUCGUCCUCCUCGUCUCCGCCGAAUGGCGCCCAGCCGACAGAAAAGACCCCCACCCCGCCCCCGCCCCCGCCGCCGGACGCCGAUCCCACAUCCCGCAACAGCUCCGACAAGUCCUCCUCGCCGCGGCCACCCGACCGCGAUCCUGACGCUGAGGAUGACGCUGUCCGCCGCGGGCCCCGUGUAGCAGAAAUCGACAGCCUGGACGGUGUCCGGCCCCCGCGCAGAGCAGAGACCAAGGAACCUCCGGCCCCAGAUCGUGAAGCUCCCGUGCCCCCAUCUGACGUACCUCCGGGUUCCCUCAAUCCUCCGCCCCCGGCACCCCCACAUUAUGCGAUGGCCCCGACAGGUGUCGCACCUGAGGUCGAUGAUGUGUUGCAGCGCAUCUUUGCUUCGGGUCUGUUUGAGCAGCGCGAUAUUGAUGGCCGCGCCCUAGAUCUUCUGGGAAGUGUGUCGACGCAACUGGCUUUAGCCGCUUUGGAAGAUAUUCAACGCCGCGACUUUUCCACGGUGAGGAACAAGCCGGCAUUUAUUAUGAGCAUAUUCAAGCGUGUUAUCGCAGGGGGCGGCUCCAUUCAGCCCCCACCUGGUCCGCCACCGGGCGGGUUUCCCCCGACGUCGGUACCAGCAUCCGCACUUGCCCAUCUACCGCCAACAGUGUCGGACGCUUUGCAGCGUGUGUUUACCUCUGGAGUAUGUCAUCCGAGCCAGUUCGAUGACCGCGCCAUGGACAUUCUCGUCGACUUGGCUGAGCCAGACGCCGUGCGCGCAUUGUCGGAGUUUGCUGCCAUGGAACCGGGGCGCGUGCGAAACCCUUCGGCCUUCUGGAUGGGGCUUGCUCGAAAGUACAAAGGCCACUCUCGAGCUCCAGGCGGCCGAAUGGGUCCAGACUCGGUCCCCAGUAACUAUGGAUCGGGCUUCGAUCCGUCUGACGGUUACGGGCGAAGCACUAGUGCGCAGGGUAGCUUCUCGGCUCUCGAUCAGCGCUUGGAUGAGCUUGCCAACAACGGGACGCUCUUGCGAAAUGUUCUCGAUGACCGUGCGCUUGAAGCCUUGCGACGGUUGCCGGAACAAGAUGGACUCGCCGUUCUCGCAGAGUUGCCUGAGCCGGCUAGGGUUCGGAACCCGAGUGCAUAUGUCAUGGGCUUGUGCAAGAAGUUUGCAAACGGAGAGGCGCGAUCUCUUUCACAACGAAGUAGCACUUAUAGUGCCGGCGGUGGUUACGGCGGCGCCUAUGGCGCGAGUUAUGGAACUACAAGCGCUUACGGUGCUCCAUACGCCACCGGCGGAUACGGCGCUCCGCCAACAGGAGCUUAUGGAGGGGGGUACGCAGCGGCUCCCGCGGCGCCGUCCUACGGUCUGUCUCCAUAUGGCACUCAGCCCAGUGCAAUGGCGCCCAGUUACGGAUCUGCAGUGCCCCAGCCAGCUGAUCCGAUCCGAGCAAGAGAAGUUCGCGAAGCUCUUGACGGCAUGGAUUCAUCGGUAAGAGAGCGAUUCUACAGUAUGACAGAGCGGGGCAUUAUCUCGGACACAACAUUUGAUGCUCGGGCGAUUGGCGCGUUGCAAAGUAUGCGUAGCGAAGAAGCGUGCGCCGCCUUAGACGAACUCGCCGCAAGCGAUCCCGGCAGAAUUCAUAAUAUAAGCGCGUACUUCAUGGGGUUGGCCAAAAAGUUUAGCAGACCAGCGAUGUAAGGCGUGGCGUGGCGUGGCGCUUUCAAGAUAUCGAAGAAGACGUGCUGCCGGGCGACUGUACUCCGAGCAUUACACCCGCGCUUUAUGUUCGUGCUCUGCCCCAUGAGAGCGCUGAAUCAGGGUGCACGACUGGCGGGGCUGCCGUAGCGAUUCUCGAGAUACGACUCACUCGUGUAUGCAUUGCAAUUCGAGACCGAAAACGAGGCGUGCGUGCCGUUCCACCAAAGAUCAGUCUUUGAGGCUAAAUUGCUUUCUACGUGCGCUGCGAUAACGAUGUAGUGCCUCUUUUAGUCAACAAUCCUCGAUCGCGACUUUUUUCGGUGCGACCGCUUGCCUUACUUAUCCGCUUCGGUGCUCAGGGGUGCUCAUGCCAAAUGCAGACAGGGUGAAGGGAAACUUCACUUCUUCUUACUACACUAUCUCUCCCGCCCAUUCUCUUCCUUCUAGACCUGCACCCAAUUGUGUUAGUCGAAAGAUUGGUGCCUGGCUUCGAACGACGAAGUCUUCUCUGAAUUCUGAUGAGUUUCAGUACAUUGAUCGAUCAAAUUGCAACAAGGAGGACGGUAAGCUGGUCACCAUCAUUCUGAUAGGUUUGUAAGAUAACACCGGUUCUCCCAAGAGAGAACCGGUGUACUCGACACGUGCAUCAUGUUAAAAGGAAUUUUAAGCGGCAA